AUGAAUCUAGAUCCUAUGGAUAAGAAUGGACCAAUGAGUGGUCGAUGCGGCCCUGAAACUGAUCAAAUGGAACGAUUUCUUUCUGAAACAUUUGGUUUCAAAAAUAUUUCAGGCCAAGAUAUUGUUCAAGGUGUACGAUCAUUUAAAUUGGGCAAACCUCCCCAUUAUUUGAAUCCACAUACAGAGAUACACUUUCCCUAUUAUACCACGAAUUCAUUUGCAAUGUCUGUACAAGAAAUCAUAAAUUGGCAACGUUCAUAUAGAGUUUAUGCCGACAGAAGUAUUCAAGGCAUGAAUAAAGAAUUUCUUACACGUGCUCUACAAGGAAAGAGUGAAAAUGGUGAAGAAGCCUUUCGUAUGAAAUUUGUCGUACGAAUUUCAACAUGUCCAAUCUUGAUGGAAUUUGAUGCUAAAAUCAUACGUCGUAACUUAAAUGAAUCUUGGCCUAACCGUAUUAAACUUGUUUCAGUGACAGGUAUUGAUUUUGCUGGUCGAAAACAUGAUAUAGGUGACAUUCUUUACUAUGUAUCGAAUUGGAGAGAAGUUUUUCAAAUUGAUCCACGAUCAAAUUUGCCCUUAGUUUAUAAUGGUAGAGAUUUUCAUGCAAAAGUCGAUGGACCACCAGGCAAACUUCAUAAAGAACAUGUUCGAGACAGUUUGAUGCGUAUGGUUAGACUACGAUUAUAUGCAUGCGAUCAGGAAGGUGUUCAGAUUGUUGUUGAAACAGGUAUUGGACUUGGUGUAUUUGCUGGUAAUCAUAUCGGAAUCGAUGCAAAAGUACGAGCACUAUCAGCAGAAGCAAUUCUAACAGUACUCCAACGUGAUGGUUCAUUAUUCAAAAAUAUUCGUGCUGUCAUAUUAGCUUUACCAAAAUUCAACAAAAGUAGAUCGAAACAUCGUGUUCCUGAUACGUUUGAUGCUUUUGUAAAUGAAUUUGACAAAUCAGCAUACAAUGGUCCUAUACCUGUACUCAUUGCUGAUCAAGAUAUGCAUCGAUUAACUGUAGCUAUCGCUCGUCGUGGUUUCAUUGUUUCUGAACUAAAUCCUGCUGAUUCACACGGUGUUUUUGGUGAAUAUUGGCAAAAUCGAGGGCCAGCUGUAGAAGAAAAGUUAGCUUUGACAACUGUCGGUUUACUUGUACAACAUCAUCUUAUCAAUGAAGAAGUUCUUAAUACAAAUAACUAUCGCUUCUUAAUGACGAAUGAAAGAUCCACCUUGGAUUAUUGGUCAGCCAUUGCGGCCAAUGAUAAUAACAAUGAGAAAGUAGCCACCAAUUGCUGUACACAUCAAUAA
Messenger RNA from Rotaria sp. Silwood2, 1293 nucleotides. The record is from the annotation of a GenBank genome assembly. Lineage: Eukaryota; Metazoa; Rotifera; Eurotatoria; Philodinida; Philodinidae.